This is a messenger RNA of Cheilinus undulatus (humphead wrasse), 2976 nucleotides long. RefSeq names its product ORC ubiquitin ligase 1 (gene obi1). Gene Ontology annotation, molecular function: ubiquitin-protein transferase activity. The transcript has 6 exons. Lineage: Eukaryota; Metazoa; Chordata; Actinopteri; Labriformes; Labridae. The coding region runs from base 71 to 1972 and encodes 633 amino acids. Gene Ontology annotation, biological process: protein monoubiquitination; regulation of DNA replication. The record is from RefSeq and is a predicted model, not a curated record.
CUGGUGGGAGAUUUGUAUCCCUAUAGAGGAGCUGUGUUUUGUCUGUGUCCGCGCUGUUUCUCCUCAAAGCAUGGCUCUCAACUUCCAGGCUUCCACCCUUUCUCUUACUUUGCCGAUUUCGUGUCAGAUAUGUCUCGGAAAGGUCAGACAGCCGGUCAUUUGUGCAAACAACCACGUGUUCUGCUCUUCCUGCAUGGAAAUGUGGUUAAAGAAAGCUAGCCAGUGUCCUACCUGCAGGGUUCCCAUCACAUCAGAGAACCCCUGCAGAGAAAUCAUCGGAGGCACAAAUGAGAGUGAUCACAGUGACAGCCCUCGCAUGAGGAAAUGCCUCAGAAAAACCCGGGGGGAACUGCUCCUGCGGGAGUAUGAGGAGGAAAUUGAAGGGCUUAUCAGAGAAAAUGAGGAUCUGAAAGUAAAAAACCAAAGUCUGGAGUCACAGCUGAAGACAGCUUUGGAUCCCUGCAGCAUUAACACAGUGCAAACAGAUGACAAGAAAGUUGAUCCAUAUGUCCUGGAGGAAUGGGCCAACAAGCUGCGAGCUGCCACAGAUGCUUGUGAUAAAGUAAAGCAGGACAUGGACAAGCUUAAAGAGGCAAAUAAGACAUUACGAUCUCAGAAUGUGGACCUUGUACAGGAAAAUAUGAGACUGAAAGCAGAAGUUGUGAGCAGAUCUCCUCAGAAGUUUGGUCGAUACACUGUUGCAGCACUGGAAGCUAAAAUCCAGCAGUAUGAGCGUGAAGUGGACCACUUGAAUAAGGCACUAGAGCGCAGUGACCAGUACAUUGAGGAUCUGGAGUCCCGGGUUAGAAACUCUGAAAAGAAACGUCUUGAUGUGCAGGAAGCAGGUGGAAGCAGCAAGGCUGGGUCUGAAAAUUUAACACAGCAACAAAAAAUCAACAUGAUGCUGAGAAGUUUGAGCGACAAUGAGAGGCAGCUCAUCUGCAGCAAUCCAGAGGCUGAAUGUCGUACAUUUUCCAGGAAUCACACUUUGGUGUUCAUGCCAUCUGCAGAUCACAAGGAGUUUAACAAGAGUCUGACUGAUGAGCAGAAGGACAACUUGGAAAGCGCCUCCUCUGACUUUUUGCCCACCACUCCGUCUUCUGCCUUCCGGUCCCUGACUCUCAAAAGCCCUGGCAUCCGGGAAAAGAAAGUUGCAUUUAAGCCUUCAUCCUAUCUGAGGAGGCUGGAUUUUGAAGACUUUCCCAGUCAGGUCAAAAGUAGCAGUACAAUGGAGAACCAUUUUAAGAAAUUCCCUAAAGUCUUGGCUCAAAAUGAUCCCAUCCAGCCUUCUAAUAAUGUCUUGUGGGGGGGCUGGCAGAGAUCGAAAUCUAAUGACCCCUCAUGUCCCAGUACAAGCAAAGACAGCUCAGUUGAAGGAGCCACAUCCUCAAAUCCUGUAGAUGAUAAGUUGGAUAGCUUCCAGAUGUCUAGUGAGGCCUCCAUGGAUGCAGCUUACCUGGAUAAAAUCUCAGAGUUAGACUCUAUGAUGCUGGAUGGAGAGAGCUCCAGCAGCCGAGGCUCACAGCUCUCCCUGGCCUCAUCUCCUGCAGAUUUGGACAACACUCUUGUCCCGGAAACACAAACCUGCCAGGGUGGGAAACCCAUGCCAGAAUGUGAGCAUGAGAAGCACCCAAAAGGAGAAAAUGUGAGCAGCACGUUAAGUGACAAAGAGGCUCCAAAAGUCUUUGCAGAGGUGUCAGGUAGUGUCCGGUCUCAUACUGAUGAGCUGUCUUUUGAUUUGCUGUUUGAUUCACUAGAUGAGAAUAAGGCAGCUGGUCCUUCUGGUUCUCUCAAUUCAGAAAGCCAAGACCAGGAUCAGGUUAACCCAUCCUCAUCCUCUUCCAGCUGCAGCAGGCAACCUAUGAACACAACCAGAGACAGACACGCACUGAACAUCAGCCAGCCGACAAAGAGAAAAUCUCACAGUCCAUUUAACACAAGCAGUCCCACCAAACUGUCAAAACUCAUGUGAAGGUUUUAACAAACAUUAACUUCAUGUUGCUUCAGAAUGUGAUGCUAGAUCUAACUUAUUAAUAUCAGUCUGUCUGCUGUGAUGUAGCAUGAAUUCACACAAAAUGUGAGAAAUUUGACAAAGACCCUGUUGGGUCUCAGUGGCUGUUGAACACUUUUGAGGCUGUGUUUCUUAUAAGUCAGUUUCAUCACUAGACAAACAUCUCUGUAUUGUUCUUUUGCGACACAUAUGUGCUUUACAUUUAAGAUGAAGCCUUUCUAAAAUAGGUUAUUUGUAUGUUUGUCAUUACAGUAAAAAUGAUCCUCAUUACAGUCUUUUAGUGCUGACUUUGGGUCUGGUUGUCCGGAAGUUUUUCUGGAUCACAAUGGUCCCAAUUUGGUAAUCCCUUUCUUCUAAUCCAGUUCACUUUCAUCCUGGUUGUUCAAAGAAAAUCUGGAUAGGAUCAAUCUGAUCUCUUAUACACGUAUGGAUUAUAUAACCCAUUUAACAGUUGAUUAUUACUUUAAAGGAGACUUCAUACUGCAUAGUUAAUCCACAGGGGUCGCCUAAUCAACACACUGAGUGAGACAUUUCAUGUUUGAUAUUGAUGUUGUUUGGUGAAAUAUUUUACAGGAGUUAAAUCCUUCAUAUUCAACAAUCCAAAUAGUAUCUUUUCACUGCUGUCUCAAAGCAAAACAGCAUUAAAGUGUAAAAUAUAUUUAGAGUGAUAUUUAAAUAUCUACCUUUUAUAAACCUCCUUGUAAUCCAGUCUAAAUGUAGCCGUCUGUUGGGUUAAAGAUCACUGGGUGUUUGGAAUGAAGUCAAGUUAUGAACAACACAUCCGGAUCUUACCUAAUUACAUAAUCAUUUGAACCUCAUUUUAAGAUUAAAUACUAUCACACAGUUUAAAUCCUUUUAGAUUCCCUUUGAGCAACCAGGCCCCAAAGAUGGAUGAACAUGACUGUCCUGAAAACAUAUUUUGAGUGAAACAUUGCAAUGUAAAAGCAUAUUAAAAUAAACAGUAA